GUCAAUUUCUUGAUACUGUCAUUAAUCUGGAACCCUGAGCUCGAAUAGAUCGUGUGCCUGAAGUCCAAAUCACCAAAGUAUUUCGAUCGAGGCAUAUUCGCCCGUUAUACCUCGGUGGUGAGGUGUUGUGUCGACCUCUCAGCGCUUCUCUUCCACGCUGUAGCUCUCCUUUCACUGUGACUUCGAUUUGGACUGGGUCAUUGUACAAUUCUUGUACAAUUUGGACUUGACUCCCAUUCGGUUGCCCCAGCUCUAUUCCGACUGAAUACCUAGGCUGCGCACUCGCAUGUAUCGCUACACUCGCUUGACGUGACAUACCACAACUCGCUUGUUCCGACUUCUAGUCGAUCAUUUUUACAUCCUGUUUACGAGUUACAAGUAACGACAGUCUCUCGUUGUCAAGCUAUUUCUUGUUCACCAUUCUGCUAUCUGCUAGUAUAUAGGCCUCCAUGGCACCUAGACGUCUUGCGGUGUCUUUGAACCCGCUUUGGUAUCAUUAUGUUGCUGCUGCGACGUUAGGAUGCGCAUUGCUUUUGGGUCUGUUUCGAUAUUAUGUUAUAGACCGUUUGGAUCCCAUACAUUGUAAUGCAUUGUUGACUAAGGGCAGAUGGUUAGACCAUGCGUUCAAGAACUGGCAGCCGGAAGGUUGUAUGAUGUACAACUAUCAACCAAAAGACGUGGAGACAUGCAUAAACACGAAACCUAUAGUCUUCAUUGGAGACUCCGUCACGCGCCAACUCUUCUUCCAGACGGCACAUGUCGUUGAUAGUACUCUACCUUCUGCACCUCCCGAUGAUGAACACAAACACUCAGAUCAUCUCCUGACUGCAAAGUCAGGCAUACAACUCUCUUUCCAUUGGGAUCCUUUCCUCAACACCUCUGACACUCAGAAGUACAUUCAUCCAAACGUCUAUCAGGCGGGGGAACGACCGGCUUUGCUUGUCGUUGGAUCCGGUUUGUGGUAUCUUCGUUAUCCGGAUUCAGGUGGACUGCCUGCUUGGGAGUUGAAGAUCGAGUCGACGUUGGAUGCACUGUCGGAUCCCGCAAAUAGACCGGCAGACACGGUAGCUUUCCUGCCUGUCGAAGAUGUCAUACCAAGUAAACUCUCAAAGGAUCGUGCAGAGUCUAUGCGUAGCUCAGACAUCGACGCCAUGAACUCCGACCUCCUCCAUCGUAUCAGACCACCGCAUAUUAACGAUCCGUUUGCAUUUUUCGCCCCCGCUUCACAACGAGAAUCCCCAAUUGCGCUUCCCUUGGUCUUCAAUUCGAUGUUGGACCCGUCUCAGACAGACGAUGGAUUACAUUUCUCCGAUACAGUUGUGAAGAUGCAGGCAAAUGUGUUGUUGAAUUUGCGAUGCAACGACGUGCUGCCGAAAACAUUCCCGAUAGACAAGACUUGUUGUAGGAGCUACCCUUGGCCUUCACCGAUACAUUUACUUGUAUUGGCGGCUGUGAUUCUAUGGGGUCCCGUCAUUUGGUUCCUUCCUCGUAGACUUGGUGGAAACGCAAACAUGCCCUGGGUAACCGAAGAGCAGAUCCCUGCUCUUGUCAUCAGUGGUUCCCUCGCCCUCAUAUAUCUGGCCGACAGAACGGGUUUCUGGCUCAAGGAACAGAAGCAGUUCAGUCCUUGGUCUUUCGGGUUCCUUUGCUUCCUCAGUCUUGCUGUUGGCCUGCUCACUGUCAAGCGAGCAGACAACGACCUUGGAUUCCUCAAUCGGGAUCAAACUGAUGAAUGGAAAGGUUGGAUGCAGAUCGCGAUUUUGAUCUAUCACUAUUUCGGGGCGUCGAAGAUCUCAGGAAUAUAUAACCCUAUUCGUGUUCUGGUUGCCUCAUAUCUGUUCAUGACAGGUUAUGGACAUACGACGUUCUACAUCAAGAAGGCCGACUUUGGUUUUUUGCGUGUCGCGCACGUAAGUACUCUCACUUUGCACAGACAGUUUUCGAUUGAACGAUACCUCGUCCAGAUCCUAGUCCGCCUCAAUCUAUAUACACUGUUUCUUGCAUAUACCAUGAACACGGAUUACAUCUCCUACUACUUUUCUCCACUGGUCUCAAUGUGGUACCUCAUCAUCUACGGAACCAUGUUUGCCGGAUCGCAAUACAACGACCGCACCGUCUUCCUUGUCGGCAAGAUCUUGCUCUCCAUGGCACUUGUCACUUGGUUCAUGAAGGAACCUUGGCUUCUGGAGACGGUGUUUAGUUUCUUGGAACACCUAUGCGGGAUUCAUUGGUCCGCACGCGAAUGGUCUUUCCGCGCCAAUCUUGAUCUGUGGAUCGUCUACUUUGGCAUGUUCACAGCAAUCGCCGUCAUCAAGAUUCGUGAAUACCGACUGACGGACAUUCCUCAAUGGCCUCUCGUUGCGAAAGGUGGCAUAGGACUGUCCGCUGUAGUCCUUUUAUGGUAUUUCGCGUUCGAACUUUCGCAACCGGACAAGUUCGUAUACAACACCUGGCAUCCGUACAUCUCAUUCCUCCCCGUUGGUGCCUUCGUGGUGUUGAGGAACGCCAAUGGCGUCCUGCGUUCUGCUUCCUCCAAAGCAUUCGCCUUCAUCGGUAGAUGUUCACUCGAAACUUUCAUCAUUCAAUACCACCUUUGGUUGGCCGGAGAUACCAAGGGCAUUCUGUUAGUCAUUCCUGGUACUCGCUGGCGUCCUCUCAAUAUGGUUUUGACCACGAUCGUGUUUAUUUACAUCUCGCACCGUGUCGCAGAAGCCACAGGAGAGAUCACGAAAUGGAUAUGCGGUACGAAGAAACCACCCUCGCUCCCUACUGUCGCCGAAACGAGCAAUCGUCAAUCUGCGCCGUCGUCUCAGAAUGAGGGUGCAGAGGUCAUUUUCAUGGCUCCAGAGGACGAUUCGUCUAACCAGAAGGAAGAGGGGAGUGCGCCGUCACGAGAGCCUGACACGCCUGGACGUCCUGGCAGGAGAUGGGUUGACCGACUAGCGGACGACUCUUCGUCUCAAACAUCUUCACGCGCUGGGUUCAGGGUGUGGUAUGGGGAGACGGAGUGGAAUCCAGGAGUGGCGACAAAGCUUCUCAUCGGAUUCGCUACGCUUUGGCUAGUGAAUAUUGUGUGGCCCUAUCCUUGAGCUUCAGUCCGUAACUUUGCUUUUCUAUGGAUGUCGCACGUUUCAGACUCAUUGACAAUUAUAUCUUUAUACCCUUGCAUAUUGUAUUCCGGAUCAUAACUAUUGUACAUAACAUGAUAUUAGUUCUCAGAACUACACAAGGAACCCUGGAAGGAGUGAGCAAUCAGUAAGGACGUUCUUGAGGGAAAGCACAGAAAGAUCAUU
This is a messenger RNA of Somion occarium, 3293 nucleotides long. Lineage: Eukaryota; Fungi; Basidiomycota; Agaricomycetes; Polyporales; Cerrenaceae. The record is from the annotation of a GenBank genome assembly.